Molecule: messenger RNA, 309 nt
Organism: Pocillopora meandrina
Lineage: Eukaryota; Metazoa; Cnidaria; Anthozoa; Scleractinia; Pocilloporidae
Source: the annotation of a GenBank genome assembly
AUGCUCUUUCGCGUAACGAUCAAGGAUCUGGUCUAUCGUCUUGUUGAUGUACCAGGGAAUUUAGCUGCAAAAUACUUCCUGGUGAGGACCAGGUCAGAGCUGAUCUGUUAAGUCGCAGAAACUGGUCUUAACACAGUUUAUACGGCUGUUUUUUCAAAGUUUUACAAACCAUUUGAGCAUCUUUGCCGUAAACCCAAGUUUUUCCAUUGGAUUUCGAUCAUGUGGGCGGGUAUUCCGCUGUUUGCGCAUUGCCGCAAUUUUCCAACUAUCGAGUUUCCUUAUCAAUCCAAUGAUUUAAAGUCAUACUAG